Molecule: messenger RNA, 5266 nt
Organism: Cottoperca gobio
Lineage: Eukaryota; Metazoa; Chordata; Actinopteri; Perciformes; Bovichtidae
Product: dolichyl-diphosphooligosaccharide--protein glycosyltransferase subunit STT3B-like
Exons: 17
Coding region: 201-2618 (805 amino acids)
Biological process (GO): post-translational protein modification
Cellular component (GO): membrane
Molecular function (GO): dolichyl-diphosphooligosaccharide-protein glycotransferase activity
Source: RefSeq, a predicted model, not a curated record
AUCGCGUCCCUUCCGCCCCUUUCCACCGGCAUUCAAUCGUGAAGCGAAUUGACUGUUGCAGGCUCGGGGACCCAGAAGAUAGAAAACCUAAGGAGAGCGGACACAAACUAAGGGAGUUUACGACAGCACGGAGUGGAGGGAGCCACGGGAGCGUGGCAGGAGGGACGACCUAGCAAAUCCAACCGACACUGCACGCAGAAAUGGCGGAGCACCACGCAGCCAGCGACGGCAAGCACAAAGCGUCCACCAAUGCCGGCGGCUCGGUGCACGGGAACAGCCGACCCGGCGCCGCGGGUGGAGGAGGAGGGGGCAAAGUAGGCCUGUCUGGUGGACUGACACAACCGGCAGGGUGGCAGUCUUUACUGUCGUUUAGCAUUCUUUUCCUGGCCUGCCUGGCCGGAUUCAGCUCAAGACUUUUCGCGGUGAUCCGGUUCGAGAGCAUCAUCCACGAGUUUGAUCCAUGGUUCAAUUACAGAUCAACGCACCAUCUCACCACAAAUGGCUUCUACGAGUUCCUCAACUGGUUUGAUGAAAGGGCUUGGUACCCCUUGGGCAGGAUCGUUGGUGGCACAGUCUACCCAGGGUUAAUGGUGACUGCGGGCCUCAUCCACUACGUGCUCAACCUGCUCCACAUCAGCGUCCACAUCCGUGACGUAUGUGUCUUUUUGGCGCCGGUGUUCAGCGGCCUGACAGCCAUCUCCACCUUCCUGCUGACGCGGGAGCUGUGGAACCAGGGUGCAGGGCUGCUGGCGGCCUGCUUCAUAGCCAUCGUCCCUGGCUAUAUCUCCCGCUCCGUCGCAGGCUCUUUCGACAAUGAGGGCAUCGCAAUCUUCGCCCUGCAAUUCACCUACUACCUCUGGGUGAAGUCAGUGAAGACGGGAUCUGUAUUCUGGGCCAUUGGCUGUUGUCUCUCCUAUUUCUACAUGGUGUCAGCAUGGGGAGGCUAUGUGUUUAUUAUCAACCUGAUUCCUCUGCAUGUGUUUGUGCUGAUGCUGAUGCAACGCUACAGCAGAAGACUCUACAUCGCUUACAGCACUUUCUACAUUGUGGGUCUCGUACUGUCGAUGCAGAUCCCUUUUGUCGGCUUCCAGCCAAUCAGGACCAGCGAGCACAUGGCUGCUGCCGGUGUGUUUGCACUUCUCCAAGCGUAUGCCUUCCUGCAGUACCUGAAAGACAGGCUGACCAGACAAGAGUUUCAAACACUUUUCCUCCUCGGAGUCUCUCUUGCUGCCGGCGUGGUCUUCCUCACCGUGAUCUAUCUCACAUACACAGGAUACAUUGCUCCGUGGAGUGGUCGCUUCUACUCUCUCUGGGACACCGGCUAUGCCAAGAUCCACAUCCCCAUCAUAGCAUCGGUGUCGGAGCACCAGCCGACAACGUGGGUCUCCUUCUUCUUUGACCUCCACAUCCUGGUCUGCACGUUCCCAGCAGGCCUGUGGUUCUGUAUCAAGAACAUCAAUGAUGAGCGAGUGUUUGUGGCCUUGUACGCCAUCAGCGCGGUCUAUUUUGCCGGUGUGAUGGUGCGUCUGAUGCUGACACUGACUCCGGUGGUGUGCAUGCUGUCUGCGGUGGCUUUCUCCAGCGUCUUUGAGCAUUACAUGGGAGACGACACAAAGAGGGAGAAACCACCCGCUGAAGACAGCAGCGACGAGGACGACAAGAGGAAUUCUGGGAAUCUUUAUGACAAGGCUGGUAAGGUGCGCAAACAUGUGUCAGAGCAGGAGAAGGCAGAGGAGGGUCUGGGUCCAAACAUCAAGUCCAUCGUCACCAUGCUCAUGCUGAUGCUGCUGAUGAUGUUCGCCGUCCACUGCACCUGGGUCACCAGCAACGCUUACUCCAGUCCGAGUGUGGUGCUCGCCUCGUACAACAACGACGGGACCCGUAACAUCCUGGAUGACUUCAGGGAGGCCUACUACUGGCUGAGACAGAAUACAGAAGAGCAUGUGCGCGUCAUGUCGUGGUGGGACUACGGAUACCAGAUAGCAGGCAUGGCCAACAGGACCACGCUAGUAGAUAACAACACGUGGAACAACAGUCACAUAGCACUGGUGGGGAAAGCCAUGUCUUCCAACGAGAGCGCAGCGUACCAAAUCAUGAGGUCGCUGGAUGUGGACUACGUGCUGAUCAUCUUCGGAGGUGUAAUCGGCUACUCAGGAGACGAUAUAAACAAGUUCCUGUGGAUGGUGAGGAUAGCAGAAGGAGAGCACCCCAAGGACAUCAGGGAGAGCGACUACUUCACGCCUCAGGGAGAGUUCAGAGUGGACAAGGCCGGUUCACCAACUCUUCUCAACUGCCUCAUGUACAAGAUGUCCUAUUACCGGUUUGGUGAAAUGCAGCUGGACUUCCGAACGCCUCCUGGCUUCGACCGAACACGCAACGCCGAGAUCGGCAACAAGGAUAUCACGUUUAAGCACCUGGAGGAGGCCUUCACCUCGGAGCACUGGCUGGUGAGGAUCUACAAGGUCAAGAACCUGGACAACAGGGAGCCGCUGGACCACAAGCUUCGCACUGUAGUGCCCAAGCAGAAGUACACCUCCAAAAAGACUGCCAAGAGGAAGCGAGGACACAUCAAGAACAAGCUUGCCCUGAGAAAAGGCAAGAAACUACAAAAAAAAUAAUGGUGACGAUGAACUCUUCUAGGAAAACGAACAAACAACUGCAAAGAAACCUCCAACAACCAAUGAAGAAGAACACAGGGGCCAUUUAUCUGGCACUUGGUCUCCGGCGCUUCUCAUCAGAGCGCCCCCAUGUGUUGAGGAAGUGUAAUUUCUGGCUAGCUCCAGAAUUGUUGUCCGUUUUAUCCUGAGGAUCUUUGUCUUGCUUAUUUUCUCCUGUUUUUUGUUGUUGUUUUUUUUCCCUCUUUCUCUCUUUUUUUUUACUUUGUACUUGAAUGUGUGGCGAGGCAUAGGGCUGCUCUGCUUGGUUCGGCGUCGAUUAAUUUUUUUGUGGUAUGUUUAAUUAACUGCUUAUCAGUGCGGGGAUCGGGGGUGUGAGGAGGUGAAGGGGGAAACGAGAGAAGACUGGGAAAAUUUGCACCAAAGACCCAUCGACCUUGCUCCAUGGCACAUGUGAACUCAUUACUGAGAGUGAGGAAGCGCAGGAGUGAAAGCUGAGGACUUGUUCCUGACACGUGUACAGAGGACCGUAUGCGGUAUGGAGGAACGUCACCGUCUAGGCACAGCCCAUCUGUAAUAUUAACCUUUUUAUCAUCAUCCUCUCCUUUAUGUCUGCCUGGCUCCCUGACCUUCUUUCUCCACAAAUUCUUUAGAAAAACAAAUUGGCCUAAUAUGUAAAUAUGUUAUGUAAAGAAUAAGUCUAAAAAGGAUGAUAAUAUAUUGGAUUAUUGUGGUGGUUUUUAAAUAUGCAGUUGUCAGUUUUUCUCUUAAGUUCUUUAUGUGAUUGUUUUGUUCAUUUCUUUUUGUUUUGUAUGACAGCAAAUAGAACAGUGAAUGCAAUAAUUCUUGUAUAAAGGGGCUUGAGAUUUUGUUGGAAGAAUGAAUGUGAAUUUUUACAAUGUUCCCCUUCACAUCCCCUUUUUUUUCAUAAAUUGCAUAGAUUGUACAUUUCUGCUGCUAGGGUUUUUAAAGACUGAAGCAAGCAACUGUGUGUAAAAAGUAGUGAUAAUGAAUUAGGCCUCCCUUCCUGCAGAGGGAGCGCUCUAGUUUAGCGUGCAAAGCCUAGUGCCUCAUCGCUGGUCACCUUCACCUCGGUAAUUUGUGACCGUCAUCUCUGUUAGCGUUUUGUUCAGCUCAUCGUGUCUCAAUGCGGCCGAUUGAGUGCUUCGACCAGACUGAGGCAUUGGAAACUGGGAUUUUUAGGAUGUCUGGAAAUAGACUGGUGAACUGUGAAGUUAGUACACAGGCACUGAAACUGAGACUAGAAAAGACGACUAAGGUCAGGAGAGGUAGAAACUUCCGUCACGGUCUGUGACUACGGUGCAUCGUUAUUGUACUUUAGAGCUGUGUCCUAAUUCCAUACUGCAACUCUAAAAUGAUAUCAAGUAUGUAGUUAAUUAACCACUAUUCUCAAAUAUGUCAGUAAACAUUACGGCUGCAACUAAGGAUUGUUUUCAUCUUCAUCCGCUGAUUGUUUUCUCAAUUUGUUUUUUUUGUCUAUAACAUGUCAGUUUCCCAGAGCCCAAGGCGACUUCUUCAAAUGUCAUUGUGUCCGACCAACCGUCCAAAAUUCCUAAAUAUUACAUUCAAACCAACAGAAAAUUAGCUAGAACAAGCACAUGGGUAGCAUUUUUUUGCUUGAAAAAUGACUGACUCAACAAAUCGAACCCCACUUUAUUUUGUGAACUUGUGAGGGACUUUGAGCUUUAAAAGCAGCCGCGGCAGAGAUCAUCCUUAACCUUUAGUCCAUAGUGUGAGUCAAGCUCCAAAAACACUGGAUCCUACAUUUCCCAUGAUGCACAUCAAAAGCAUCUUACAAUUAGACCCCCCCCCCCCCCCAUAUCAGGCAUACGCCCACGUCUUUGAAACUCCGCACCCCCAGUUUGUAACACAGGUUUUCUGUACAAAACAAUAAAUGAUUAUGAUGAACCUUGAUUAUACCGUCGUUAUAUUACAAUUUCUUAAUGUGUAAAUUUGGUGGAGUGGACCUUUUUAAUUUUCUGUUGAUCAACUAAUUAUUUAAAUUCUAGUAAGCAUACUAGAUGUGAUGCAUACAAAAGUGACCAAUACUGUAGUUAGUAUAUACUUUAUAAUAUUAGUAUCUAGUAGUACUGCAAACCAUUCUUUUUGUUAUUGAUUGACAUAUCUGAUAUUUAGUUUAAUAUAGAAGAAAAUACCUUGAGUAGUUAACGGUUAAUAGUAUAAAGUUGGGACACAGCGCUAACGAGCCGUAACCUUUGACCUCUUGUUCUAUGGGCACUGCACUGUUCUUUGUGCGUCUGGGUUCUCCAGCUGUAUGUGCACGCUUCAGUAACGUUUUCAUUUUUUAGUGACACAUCAAAAAGACUAACACAUCAUACAGCUGUACUUGUUCUGUCACAUCUCACAGAAAAGUGACUUAUUAGUAUAAGCUGUUUUCUUUUUACUUUACACAAAAAAAAAUUGUCUGAAUUGCUUUGUUCUUUAUUUCCUUGAUCUUCUCUGAAACUUUGUCACCAUUUCAGACUUCAGACCGUCGACACAAUGCCACAUUGUUGUUAUUCAGUCACACAAACGCCUAAAACUGAGUCAUGUCCUUCUGAUUUCUCAUUUGUCAAGAGAGGAGAGAGUUCAGACCAAGCCUUAAUGUGAUUAAAGUUUGUUGCCCUCUU